This is a messenger RNA of Brienomyrus brachyistius, 961 nucleotides long. Its product is annotated as H-2 class II histocompatibility antigen, A-U alpha chain-like. Gene Ontology annotation, biological process: positive regulation of T cell activation; immune response; antigen processing and presentation of exogenous peptide antigen via MHC class II. NCBI's taxonomy places the organism in Eukaryota, Metazoa, Chordata, Actinopteri, Osteoglossiformes, Mormyridae. Gene Ontology annotation, molecular function: MHC class II protein complex binding. The record is from RefSeq and is a predicted model, not a curated record. Gene Ontology annotation, cellular component: membrane; MHC class II protein complex. The transcript is spliced from 4 exons. Bases 91 to 810 code for a protein of 239 amino acids.
CGUUUCUCCGCUUGGUAACUCAUUCAAUGUGAAGGUCCUGGCAAGUACUGUCUGCAACCAAGAGCCCAGCGUGUGAAUUUGCGACUGAAAAUGAGUCACUUUUUUUCACUCUUUAUGCUUUUGGGAGGCCUGUGUAUCUGUGCAAAGGUCGAAGCUCAUAUAGAUAUCAUUGUUUCUGCCUGCAAGACCAAUGACACUGAUCCUGAGGAUAUGCUGGAGCUGGAUGGAGAUGAGAUGCUUUAUUUUGAUUUUAAAAAGAAUGAUAUGGUGUACACAAUGCCGGAGUUUGUUGGCCAGUUGACCUAUCCAACCUGGGCUCAGGGGGCACAGGCAGAUCAUCAGGUUUGCUUAAGCGACUUGAAAGUGGUUACUGAAGCCGAAAGCAGCCCUCCUGAGCAGAUAGAUGCACCCCAGCUCACAAUAUAUACGAGAAAUGAAGUUGAACUCGGUAGAAGCAACAUUCUGAUCUGCUCUGUGAAUAACUUCCACCCCCCACCUGUCAAAGUGAAAUGGACUAAAAAUAACGUGGAGGUGAAGGAGGGAGUGACCCUGAGCCGCUACUACCCCAACAGUGAUGCCACCUUCAGACAGUACUCCACCCUCCCCUUCACCCCCCAGAAAGGGGAUGACUACUCCUGCACUGUGUAUCACAAAGGGCUGACUGAGCCUGAGACCAGGUUCUGGGAACCAGAAUUUCAGGAUGAGUCUGACAUCGGAGAAACAGUAUAUUGCGGAAUCGGACUGACUCUGGGGCUGCUGGGAGUGGGAGCCGGAACCUUCUUCCUCGUCAAGGGAAACAACUGCAGCUGAGAAGGACAUUCAGGGUUAAGCAGUAACAGCUCUGAUUGGUCCAGUUAACAUGCUGACCUGUGUAAUUCAUUCUGACUUAACAUCCAAUCAGAUAGAAGGGUGGUUCGGGAAGUAGGCUGUGUAAUGUAGUGUGACGAAAGUAAUAUCUGUA